AUGUUAUCGACGCGAGGCAAGGUUUGCAUUGUGAAUGAGUUGGCCGCCAGCGUUUCCAAUCUUCCCACAGCAGGUUGCCUGUCAGCAAGACUGCGUCAAAAUCCGCUGCGAGCGCUCCGUGAAGCACUGACAGUAGUGAGACACGGACUCAGCUUCCUGUCGAGUCGUGAGGUGCAACAGCCCCAGCUUUGUGAGAAAGUCUCGCCGGAUAGCGAAUGGAUCAAUGGAUUCGGAGACCAAUUUUACAAUUCGGAAAACAUAUUGGAUUUGCAAGAAUCACAAAUAGUUUGGCUUGGCGAUUCGUCAAAACCAGCAGAAAUAACGCUUCCGAAACACUUGCGCGCAGUGGCCGUCGUGGACGCACCGUUUGUGUAUGCAGUCUCAGAAACCGAAAUGGAAAGCUGUGCAGAACUUAGAUCGCUUGUAAUUGAGGACAUUGAUGUGGUAAACUCUGCCCCCUUGGCUAUUCUGAAACUUAAUUAUUAA
Molecule: messenger RNA, 486 nt
Organism: Gongylonema pulchrum
Lineage: Eukaryota; Metazoa; Nematoda; Chromadorea; Rhabditida; Gongylonematidae
Source: the annotation of a GenBank genome assembly